UACACGCGAGCUUACACGACGUGACACUAGUCUGUUGACUGUUCGCGGGUUUACUGUCACAAUGCAAUCUCUGGGUGCUUAUAGCUUUUAUAUAGGUAUAGGGCGAUAAUUAAUUGUCAAAUUAUGUGUAUCUAAUAAAUAAUAAUAUAUCACACUAAAAUACAUAGUUACACAGUUACGAUCAUAUUUAAUUUAUAAUUUACUGUUGCUAGCCGAAAUAAAAAUAUGAACACCGUCUUUGCUAUGUAAACGUUGCGUCGUAGAGACACUUUGUUUAUUAUCCGACAGUAUUGAGAAAGAAGAAUUAAAAAUCUUAUGAGUGCCGUCUGUGGUUGAAACUUUAUCCUUGGGAACAAACCGUGUCUUUUAUUAUGGCUGACAAACAGACUAAGAAGCAAUCGACGGCAAAUAAGUUGCAACAAAAAAAACGACGCGUGACGCAGAAAAAUCGCGAAGACGUAUCAGAUGAUCUUACCGACGCUUUGGCUGGUGUUAGCGGUCAAGUAGAAAUGAGACGUGGUCGCCGAUCCAGGAGGCGUAGGUCAAGAAGGAGCCGUCGCCGUCGGGGCAGGAGACGUAGUGUAAGCGGUACCGAAGAAGACGACGAAAGAGACGACUACGACACGGCUACAGACACCGAAGAAGACGAUGAUGACUCGUCAACGGUGGACGCGUCUUCCCGGAGGAGGUCGAGAAGGCGGCGGAGAGGCAGUCGGCGACGUCGCCGACCAUAUCAGCCCAGUGGUAGCGACGACGAUGACAACACCGACGCAGAGGCCACUGAUACAGAGACCACAGAAGACGCUUUGUCGACCAGCGGUGGUGGUGGUAUCUUCACGACGGCAGCCGCCGGGUGCGGGAAUCCUUAUGGCAAACGUCGCAUGAGGAGGAGGAGGAAGAGGAGGAGUAAGUGCGCGGCUAGACGUCCGAGAAGACGGUCGACGGGGUGCAAGAAGCGGAGGAGAAGAAGGAGAAGGAGAAGUAGUGGUAGUGGCUGUGUCACCGGCCUUAACAGAGGUGAGCGGAACAGUAGUCCACAGAUACACAACGACGCAUAGCACCAAACCGGACACAGCCGAUGGAACAGUGAGAUGCCUAUACAUCGAGCUUGGCGUUCCGUCCGUUCUCCGCCUAAAUCUCACCUUUUCACCGAUUUGCAUUUGUUGACAAUACUUGUUUAAUCGUAAAUAAAUAUCCAAAUUUAUAAAAAUAAAA
Molecule: messenger RNA, 1215 nt
Organism: Acyrthosiphon pisum (pea aphid)
Lineage: Eukaryota; Metazoa; Arthropoda; Insecta; Hemiptera; Aphididae
Exons: 1
Coding region: 372-1058 (228 amino acids)
Source: RefSeq, a predicted model, not a curated record